GUAAUGUAGUUUCAAAGGUUGUGUACAGUUGUCGACUGCACGUCUGAGGAACACGAUGUGACAGAAGAUUCAGACAGUUUUUCUGCUUCACAAGCUUCAGUGUGAGAGGAUAAACUUAUCAGUCUGUCAUCAUGAGGCCUUGACGUCUGGCUGUUCAUUCAUCACUAUGAGUGGCACUGCGUUGGCUGUUGUGGUCGUGGUCGUUUUCCUCUUGGCCGUCUACCUCCUCCAGCGCUAUGGAGAUUUGCGGAAGCAGCAGCGGCUGGUCCUGUUGGGGACGCUGCUCUCCUGGUACCUCUGCUUCCUCAUCGUCUUCAUCCUGCCGCUCGAUGUCAGCACGACCAUCUACAAGCAGUGUAUCCAUGACAAUUCAGACCACCCUACUCCUGUAACUCGAGCAAGAGGCGCUAAUCAGACAGACGACAGCUCCUCUGUUUAUCCACCUGUCAGUACACUAAAGGUUUGUGAGGAGCCAUGGAGUUACAUCCCAGAUGGCGUCCUACCAGUGUUCUGGAGAGUUGUAUACUGGACCUCCCAGUUUCUUACUUGGCUGCUGUUACCUUUCAUGCAGUCGUACGCACGGUCAGGAGCUUUCUCCAGAGUUGGGAAGAUUAAAACAGCUCUUAUAGAAAAUGCAAUCUAUUAUGGCACCUACCUCCUUAUCUUCAUCUCUCUGCUCAUCUACGUGGCUGCUCACCCACGGUGGGAACUGUCAUGGAGACAGCUCCAGACCAUCGGCAUUACAGCUGCCAACACCUGGGGUCUCUUCCUGCUGGUGCUGUUGCUGGGCUAUGGCCUGGUGGAGAUCCCCCGUUCUUAUUGGCUGUCGUCUUCCCGCGGUUACCUGCUGACCAAGACCUACUUCAAGGCAGCAAAAAUGGCGACUGAGAAGGCGUCAGCUGAAGAGAACUUAGCAGAUGUUAUGGAGGAGGUGGCAGGCGUCCAUGAAUCUGUCAGGUACAACCACUCUUUCAGGAAGUGUGUGGACACCAUUAUAACAAAGUGUCCCGCUGAGUACCAAGAAGAGUUGGGAAGAAAGAUGGAGCAUUCCUGUGGUGAACAGAAUGUCCUCCCCACCAAAUGGAGCCUGAUUAAACUUCAUAAAAAAGUAAUCUCUGCAGUGCAGAGACACAGUCAGACUGAGGUUCAGUGGUCUAUCUUGUUGGACCAGGCCUUUCAUCUAGAAGAUGUGGCUAAAAGCCAGAGCAGCCUGGUCCGACAGCUGAUCCACAGCUUCCCCUCAGCACACCAACACAGCUGGAUCCAUCGGUUCAUCUACACUCCUACUGUGGAGUGGUACUGGGAGUGUGUGUUCAGGCAGGGUUUCUACAGGCUGCUGGCGGUCCUCCUGUGUCUCCUCUCAGCAGCAGUCGUCUGGUCCGAGUGCACCUUCUUCAGCACACACCCUGUCCUCUCCCUCUUCGCUGUUUUUGUCCAGACGGCUGAAAAACAACAUAACUACAUCUGUAUCGAGAUGGUGUGUUUUGUCAGCAUCCUCUUCCUGUGUGUGUGUGUCUACUCCACGGUGUUCAGGAUACGAGUUUUCAACUACUAUUACUUGGUGCCACAUCACCAGACUGAUGCUUACAGCCUGCAGUUCAGCGGCAUGUUGUUUUGUCGUCUGACCCCUCCUUUGUGCCUCAACUUCCUGGGCCUGAUUCACAUGGACUCUGCCAUCUCACACCAAGACAGAAUACAGACAUCCUACACCUCAAUUAUGGGCUCCAUGCGUGUGCUGUAUUUCAUAUCUGAUGGCUUCUACAUCUACUAUCCCAUGCUGGUGUUGCUGCUCUGCUUUGCCACUUAUUACAGCCUGGGCUCUCGCUGUUUGAACCUCCUAGGCUUCCAUCAGUACAUCACUGACGACAGCUUGACCUCUGACCUGGUGGAAGAAGGAAAGGAACUAAUCAGAAGAGAAAGAAGAAAAAGACAGAAAGCUGAGGAUGGAGAAAAUCGAAAAUGGGCCUGGAGGGAGCGGUAUGGAGUCCAGGGGGCUACUGGGCGGACCAGAGCUGGUUACACUGAGUUGAAGGAUAACCACAGCAGUGCAACAGCAGAGAUCAAGAACAGUGUUAUCACAUUCAGCAGAGGAGAUGGGGAGAUGGAGGAGCAGCAGAGAGGCUUACUGCAGGAUAAUUCCAGUGAUGAAGGUUCACCAAACAGACGAUCCAAAGGAGGACGUUACCUGUCUCUGUCACCUUCUCGGUCGGGGAUCUUUGAUGAUGUUUGAUGACAGAAGACAUGGAGAGAGAGCAAUGACACUAGCAUAUGCUGGUACUCAAACUGGAACUGAAAAAAGGACAUAAAACUUAUCUAGGGAAGUCUGAAUAAAAAAAAGAUAUUAUAUUAUAAUGUAUCUCAGGAAAUAAAGAGGAAGAUCAUGUAUCUGAAACAUGGACAUACAAUCAGGUACAGUCAUACAUUGAAAGAGAUCACUAACUAUGGUUAAACUUUUGUACACAGCCAAACCCUUUUGAAUGUAUUUUUGAUAUUGUCCUUUAAAAAUAAUGUUUUACAAGCAUGAUUGGUGGAUAAAAGAGACAAAUACACACCAAAAAUAACUAUUUGUUGUCUGACUAUUUCAUCACUUAUUUUUGAACUGAAUAGCUCACUUUGGAAACUGUGAAACAAAAACAAAAUGAAAACUGACUUGUGUACUCAAAGAGAAGACAUCAACAACCAAACUUGUUGGAUAUUUUUUGUUUGUAUUUAUGUCUUGCAUUAAAGUCUGAUAAUGUUACCCA
Molecule: messenger RNA, 2744 nt
Organism: Epinephelus lanceolatus (giant grouper)
Lineage: Eukaryota; Metazoa; Chordata; Actinopteri; Perciformes; Serranidae
Gene: lmbrd2a
Product: LMBR1 domain containing 2a
Biological process (GO): adrenergic receptor signaling pathway
Cellular component (GO): membrane
Source: RefSeq, a predicted model, not a curated record